Messenger RNA from Sclerotinia borealis F-4128, 321 nucleotides. The record is from the annotation of a GenBank genome assembly. NCBI's taxonomy places the organism in Eukaryota, Fungi, Ascomycota, Leotiomycetes, Helotiales, Sclerotiniaceae.
AUGCCCUCCAUCGUCGAAUCCAUCUCUAACCUCUUCGCUUCUAUCAUCAACACCAUCACCGCAGCCUUCUCCUCCAUCAUCGCUGUCCUCCAAUCAAUCCUCAACACCAUCCUCGGUCUCAUCAAUGCAUUCUUCUCUGCCAUCGGUGCUGCUGUUGCUGGUAUCGUGCAGACCUUUGAAGGAUUAUUCAAUUUCCUUUUGAGCAAUAUAAUCGUAAUCGGCGCCCUCGUCGCCACCUUCUUUGCCUACCAAAUUUACCAGCAACGACAAAAAGGACAACCCAUUACCGCUGCACCCUCAAGCGCCAAGAAGACUUCUUGA